AUGGCCAUUUGGCCUUCAUCGACCAACGUGGACACCGUCCUCAUUGCCGAGGCCAUCCAGACCUGUGUCAUCCCGGGGUGCCUCCCCUGUUACCAAACAAGAGACGGCGAGGUCUGGGACGAGGUUAUAGACGUGCCCUACCUGGUCGAGGGCGACUCCAUGGCCAUGAACCUAGCCCUGGCGGCCAACUGCGACGGCUUGAUGAACGGCUAG
Molecule: messenger RNA, 213 nt
Organism: Pyricularia pennisetigena
Lineage: Eukaryota; Fungi; Ascomycota; Sordariomycetes; Magnaporthales; Pyriculariaceae
Exons: 2
Coding region: 1-213 (70 amino acids)
Source: RefSeq, a predicted model, not a curated record